Zootermopsis nevadensis is the source of this 1473-nucleotide messenger RNA. Lineage: Eukaryota; Metazoa; Arthropoda; Insecta; Blattodea; Termopsidae. The record is from RefSeq and is a predicted model, not a curated record.
ACCGCAUACAAGCAGAAAUUAUUCUUACUUUUCUGGAUUCUUAUGCGUACCACUUCGAAAUAAGUGACUGAUUUCCGACCUGCAGGAUCACAGGGGCAGAUAUGAGGGUCCAAGCUCCUGUAUUGACUUGCCUAUUGGGCGCUACGUUGGUGGCAGGCCUGUUCAUCAGAAGACCCGCCCGUGGGUCUGAUGUUCUGUAUUCGGUGCCCCUCAUAGACGGCCACAAUGAUCUACCAUACAAUCUCAGGUCCCUUGUCAAGAAUCAACUGGCCAACUUCAACUUCUCAGCCAAUCUGUCAGACGACCCUUAUUGGGGUAACGUGGCUUCAUCUUUCACAGACCUGCCAAGGCUGCGCGCUGGGCGUGUAGGAGCUCAGUUCUGGGUGGCUUAUGUGGGCUGCAGUUCUCAGUUCAAGGACGCUGUUGAACAAACGUUGGAACAGGUUGACGUCAUUAAGCGUCUGAUUAACGCAUAUCCAGAUGAUUUGCAGUUGGCUACCUCGGCUAAUGAUAUAUGGAAAGCCUUCAACAGCGGUAAGAUUGCCAGCCUAAUAGCAGUAGAGGGUGGUCACUCCCUGGAUAAUCGACUGGCAAUAUUGAGGCUCAUGCAUGAACUAGGCGUUCGUUACGUCACUCUCACUCACUCGUGCAAUACUCCCUGGGGCGAUUCAUCACCAGCUGACGACAUAAAUUCAGGCGUACCUGCAGAGCACAACGGUCUCACUGAUUAUGGCAAAGUUGUGGUGAAGGAGAUGAACCGGCUGGGUAUAAUGGUGGACCUGUCGCACGUCGCUUAUAAGGUCAUGGUCGACGCCAUUAAUGUGUCCGUGGCUCCCGUCAUAUUCUCACACUCGUCAGCCUACGCGGUAUGCAGCCAUCAUCGCAACGUACGUGACGACGUUCUUCGGAUGGUGCGUGACAAUGGAGGUAUCGUGAUGGUAAACUUCUAUUCUGGUUUUAUCAACUGUACAAAUGCAGCUGAUGCAACGCUGGACGAUGUUGUUGACCACAUUAACCACAUCCGUGUCGUGGCUGGAGUCGACCAUGUGGGAAUUGGCAGCGACUAUGAUGGUGUAGACAGGGUGCCCACUGGUCUCGAAGACGUGUCCAAGUACCCCGACUUGUUUGACCGUCUCGCAAACAGUCGCCCAUGGGAACCCGAAUGGAGUACUGAAGACCUUGAGAAACUGGCAGGCCUCAACCUUAUAAGGGUGCUAGAAGAAGUUGAGAAGGUUCGAGACGAGCUGGCAGCCCAAGCGUUGAAACCAUAUGAAGAACACCUGGCCAAAGCAGAUCUCGGCGACAACACUCGCUGCAUAACCGACAACUUUUCUUUCUCAUAGUUAUCAGCUUAUUGCUUAUAUGUGUCUCGGUGGUUGACUGUCGUCAGUGAGUUUCUAAAUGCAAUUCAGCAAAACGUAUUCUUUAAACCAGUAAUUACAAAAGUUAAUAAAACUGAAAUAGUAACUCCAC